AUGGAUGCAUCUACUGAGAAGCCCGACUACGAAAACCUGGAGGUAAUCCAGAGAAACCGUCUUCCGGCGAGAGCUUACUGGUUACCACCAACUCACAUCCUCCUCAACGGAACAUGGGACUUUCAAUACGCGCCCACACCCCUCGAAGCAUCAGACUACCCCAAGGACUCAUCUUCCACUGAGGAAUGGUCUUCCAUCACUGUCCCAGGCCACUGGCAACUUCAAGGCUACGGACAUCCUCACUACACAAACGUUCAAUUCCCCUUCCCCUCUACACCACCAUUCAUCCCCACUGAAAAUCCCACGGGAACAUACCGACGCAAGUUUACGGUUCCUAGUGAUUGGGAUAGUGAGUCGCAGCUUAGACUUCGGUUUGAUGGUGUUGAUAGUGCGUAUCAUGUUUGGCUGAAUGGGCAGUUUGUGGGGUAUUCGCAGGGAAGUCGGAAUGCGGCUGAGUAUGAUGUUACGGGUAUUAUGAAGAAAGAUGGUGAGAAUGAACUUGUUGUGAGAGUUUAUCAGUGGUGCGAGGCGUCGUAUAUUGAAGAUCAGGAUCAGUGGUGGUUAUCAGGUAUCUUUCGCGAUGUCACGCUACUGGCUUUUCCAACAACUGCCAGGAUUGAAGAUUUCUUCGUCAAGACGAAUCUUGAUGAGAAAUACCAGGACGCCACUCUCGACUUCACCGCGACCGUGGAUCGCUCUGCCAAUUGUCCGCCUCUCGAGCUCGUUCUCGUUCUUCGCGAUGGUGAGACCGAAGUAGCCAGGACUCCAAAGGAUUUAUCCAACAAUUCUUCGUCGCAAAAACUUGAGAUUGCCGUCAAGAACCCUAAGAAGUGGACAGCCGAAAGUCCAUAUCUGUACCAGCUCGAAAUCACCCUCAUCGGCCCCAGCGACAAGGAACUCCAGAAAAUCACGCAAAACGUCGGCUUCCGCAAAAUCGAAUUGAAGAACAACCUCAUUAGCGUAAACGGCACACCCAUUCUCCUCCGCGGCACAAAUAGACACGAUCACCAUCCAAUCCACGGUCGCGCCGUACCCUACGACUUCGUCAAGCAAGACCUGAUCCUCAUGAAACAGCACAACAUCAACGCCCUACGAACAAGCCACUACCCAGGCCAACCUUGGCUGUACGAUCUUGCAGACGAACUAGGCUUUUGGGUCAUGGACGAAGCUGAUCUCGAAUGUCAUGGUUUUUACGACGUUGUUACGCAACAUGUUGAGCCAGCACCGUAUCUGGACUAUGAGGGAAGUAAAGAAGAGUUCUUUCCCAAGGCUGCGCAGUUUACUUCUGAUAAUCCGGAGUGGCGCGAUUCGUACCUUGAUCGAAUGGUGCAGAUGGUUCAACGAGAUAAGAACCAUCCGUGUAUCUUCUCGUGGUCGUUGGGCAAUGAGUCUUUUUACGGUGUUAACCAUGUCGCCAUGAUUGAAUACGCGCGAAGUGUGGAUGAUCGUCUUAUUCACUACGAAGGCGACAUCAAGGCUCAAUUGACGGAUAUGUACUCGUACAUGUAUCCUGACCAAGAACGUCUGUCGCGCCACGUCGAAUCAGACGGUAUUACAGAUGGCAAGUGGACGAAACCCGUUAUUCUUUGCGAAUACGCGCACGCGAUGGGUAACGGUCCAGGUGGUCUAGACGAUUACCAGGCCGCAUUCCGAAAAUACGAGCGUCUCCAGGGUGGAUUCAUCUGGGAGUGGGCGAACCACGGCCUUUUGCACAAAGAUGGGUAUUAUGCGUACGGAGGAGAUUUUGGCGAUGAGCCGAAUGAUUCUACAUUUGUUAUGGAUGGGCUUUGUGAUAGUGAGCAUAAGCCCACGCCUGGUCUUGUGGAAUUGAGGAAGGUGUUUCAGCCUGUUAGGUUUGAAGUUUUGGAUGGAAAGGUAACUGUUACGAAUGAGUAUGAUUUUAUUGGGUUGGGUCAUUUGGAGGGGAAGUUUGAUGUUGUCGCGAUGGGUGACAAAAUGACGGUGCUUAAGAGUGGCAAGGUUGACAUUCCCGACGUGAAGCCGUGGAAAACUGCUGAGCUUCCUCUCUCAAUUGAUCUCAAUCAAUAUCGCGACCAUGACGAAGAAGUCUUCUUGAAGAUUUCCUUCACACUCAAAAAUGCUGCUCAAUGGGCGCCCGCCGGUUACGAGAUAGCAUGGUUCCAGCACAAACUCUCCAUCAAUCAGCAACCCAGCAUCCCGGCUCCUGUCAUUACCACAGGAGAUGUCAACGUCAAGGAGACUCGUACCGAGAUGGAAAUCUCGGGCGCAGAUUGGACUGUCAAAUUCGAUCGCGUGCGAGGCUACAUUACAAAAUGGUCUGACCUUCUUGAAGUCGACGCGAAAACACGCGCAGCAAUUUAUCCUUGUUUCUGGCGCGCGCCUACGGAUAAUGACAAAGAUAGCGCUGUCGCUGUGUGGAAGGAUUAUGGUGUUCAUCGAAUGACAUCUCAAUUGCGAUCUUUCCAGUUGCAGAAAGAUAGCAAUGGAGUUACUGUCAAGACGGUGACGUAUCUCGCGCCUCCAGUUCUGGGAUGGGGCUACGACAUUAUUACUCACUACCACAUUUCUUCGUCGGGUGUUUUGUCAAUGAAGCUCAAUCUCACACCCAAAGGUGUUUUCCCCAAGGACAUUCCCCGCAUCGGUCUCAAUCUCCGCCUCCCCAAAACCUUCUCGGAGGUAACAUUUUUCGGUCGCGGACCAGGCGAAUCCUACCCCGACAAACAAACCUCCCAAGCAAUUGGAAUCUACUCAUCUACAAUUGACGCGCUAGAAGUACCGUACGACGUACCCCAAGGUAACGGUAACAGAAUGGACACGCGCUGGGUACGCAUCACAAACGCGCAAGGACGUGGAAUAAAAGCUACGAGACGCGAUGAAGCUACAUUCAAUUGGGCAGGCACAAGAUUGUCGGAUGAGACGAUUGAGAAGGCGAAACAUCCGGUUGAUCUCGUGAGGGAAGAAGCUACCCUGUUGAAUUUGAGUGCAAAGGUUGCUGGUGUGGGAAGCGCGACUUGUGGGCCUGGUGUCAGGGAAGACUUGAAGGUUAAGGUGGAAGCUACCAGUUAUGAAUUUGUUCUGGAAAGAGUCUAG
Molecule: messenger RNA, 3072 nt
Organism: Fusarium coffeatum
Lineage: Eukaryota; Fungi; Ascomycota; Sordariomycetes; Hypocreales; Nectriaceae
Exons: 3
Coding region: 1-3072 (1023 amino acids)
Biological process (GO): lactose catabolic process
Cellular component (GO): beta-galactosidase complex
Molecular function (GO): beta-galactosidase activity; carbohydrate binding
Source: RefSeq, a predicted model, not a curated record